Molecule: messenger RNA, 1173 nt
Organism: Penicillium subrubescens
Lineage: Eukaryota; Fungi; Ascomycota; Eurotiomycetes; Eurotiales; Aspergillaceae
Product: sialidase family protein
Exons: 1
Coding region: 1-1173 (390 amino acids)
Source: RefSeq, a predicted model, not a curated record
AUGGCCACCACAACAAUCACCGUGGCCCCUGAAUUCAACUCAGGUCUCCAGUCCUCAAAAGGAAAAUCUAAAUUCACCGAGGCAUAUAUUCCUGCUCUCACGACACAGUGUCACGCCUCAAACCUUCUUCUCCUGCCCAAUGGGGACCUCCUCUGCGCUUGGUUUGGCGGCAGCAUUGAGGGUCGACCGGAUAUUUGCAUUUACAUGUCCCGUCUCGCGGCUCAUUCCAGCACAUGGGAAGAGGCAGUGAAAAUGACUCACGAUCACACUCGAAGCGAACAAAAUCCCGUCCUCUUUUGUGUCCCUUCUACGGGAGAAAUUCGGCUGCUAUACACAUCGCAGAACGGGGGGGAUCAAGAUUCAGCAAUUGUGAAGCAAUCAAGUUCACUGGAUGGUGGAAAAAACUGGUCCGAUCCUACUGUACUCUUCAGCGACAGGGGUACAUUCAUCAGACAGCCUAUUCAAGUCCUUAAAGAUGGAGCAUGGGUUGUUCCCAUCUUCAAAUGCCGAGCAGAGCCAGGUGAACGCUGGCUGGGAAGUGACGAUAUAUCAUGCAUACGGGUAUCAAGGGAUGAAGGUCGAACCUGGUCCGAGAUAGAAGUACCUAACAGUUAUGGCUGUGUCCAUAUGAAUAUUCGGCAGCUCAGCAAUGGUACCUAUCUGGCUCUGUACCGAAGUCGUUGGGCCGACAAUGUGUAUAUGUCGACAUCGCCGAAUGGCCUUGAUUGGAGUGAGCCCAAAGCGACCAUUUUACCGAAUCCCAACGCCGGUAUUUGCUUUGAUGUUCUGCCUUCGGGGCGGGUGGUUCUUGUCUACAACCAUUCUUCGAAGAAAGACGCUGUUGGUCGGAGAGAUGGUCUUUACGACGAUAUCAGCGAUGAGAAUGAUACGAGAGCCAAUCAGGCAAGCAAGCAUGGAAAGGAGGCGUUCUGGGGUGCACCAAGAGCACCACUAAGCAUUGCUUGGAGCGAUGAUAACGGAUUAUCAUGGAAGUGGAAGACAUUGGAAGAAGGGGAUGGGUAUUGCUUGACAAAUAAUAGCGAGCAAAAGCUCAAUCGAGAGCUCUCUUACCCCAGUAUUACCAUUCAGAAUGAUGGGAUGAUGCACAUCGCCUUUACCUUCUGGAGGCAGCGAGUCAAGUACGUCCGGAUAGGAGAAGACUUUUUAAAUUAG